Messenger RNA from Micropterus salmoides (largemouth bass), 3000 nucleotides. RefSeq names its product TSEN2 tRNA splicing endonuclease subunit (gene tsen2). Gene Ontology annotation, biological process: tRNA splicing, via endonucleolytic cleavage and ligation; tRNA-type intron splice site recognition and cleavage. The transcript has 12 exons. Bases 1146 to 2390 code for a protein of 414 amino acids. NCBI's taxonomy places the organism in Eukaryota, Metazoa, Chordata, Actinopteri, Centrarchiformes, Centrarchidae. Gene Ontology annotation, molecular function: nucleic acid binding; tRNA-intron lyase activity. The record is from RefSeq and is a predicted model, not a curated record. Gene Ontology annotation, cellular component: tRNA-intron endonuclease complex.
AUGUUUCUAAAGUAAAAGUAUGGAAGUAAAAUCAGGUAAAUGUACUUUAAAAAUAUCAGCUUUUGUUUAUAUUUAUUUUAAGACGUGCAUAUUUUUGGUUAUAGUUCUGAUUCUCUGAUCUUGAUUGGCAGCUCACACCGUUUAAUUAACAAAGCGAAGGAGGACAGGAGCCGGAGAAAAAACACAUUUUACCACCUCGGCUCAUCGGAUUUCAUUUAAGAAUCCAUCAGUAUUGUUUAUUUAUUCACACACAUGUUCUUCAGCCUACAGCGUGUUGUAGCAUCACAGAUAAUAUUUUACUUCUAGGAUUUUUCAGUUUAAUUAUUAUUUUCAGACAGUGAAUGCAGAACACUGGAUCGACAACAAAGGUUUGUUAAACCGACUAACUCUGGAAACAGAGCAGCUGCUACGUGCUGAAGGAAACAUGUCCUGAGUUAUUAUUAUUCCUCAUGCAUUCAUGUAAAGCUCAUUUUUGAAGUUACACAGAGCCCAAAGCACCUUCACAACACUUUGUCUAACCAACAGUCCAAAACUCGAUUUUAAAUAAUUCAAAGGAAAAGCAGCAAAUCUUCACGUUUGUGAACCGUGAAAUGUUUUAACAUGAAAAUGUCUCAAACAAUUUCAUUCAGUUUAUUUUGUGAAGUAAAAAGUACAAUAUCUCACUCUGAGGUGGAGCAGAAAGAGAAAAUACUCAAGUAAAGCGGGACGCUACACACACACUCAGGCUUUAAUCACCGACUAACGUCUGUCUGUCUAACGUCUUUUGCGUUUUAAAUAAAAUGUCUCACAAACAAAUUAAAUAUUGGUUAUGUACGUUUCUUCUGCACUUUUAACUUUAACUCUGAACAUCAGGAGGAACUGAGAGAGGAGGCUGACGGUUCCUGCCGGACGCAGAUUCGGUGGCACCGCAGCGUCCGACAGCAAAACACAACCGACCACAGAGUUUGUGAAUGAGCAACGAGACUCCUGUUAACGUGCUAACGUGCUAACAAGCUAACAGAGCCAUUAGAAAAGAAGCCAGUGAGCUAGCAUGCUAACAGUUAGCAGCGCCUCUCUUUAGCUUCCAGCAGCAGGAACAUCAACACAGUCCGGAUCCACCAGAGGACAAAAACAUCUCCGACCCGGUCUGAGCGGGUCCCGGCAGCAUGCAGGCGGAAUUUCGGGCUCCCCAGAGACGCACCCGGGUUCGGGAGGAGUACGAGGCUCCGCUGCCGGUGAGCCGCAGCCCGGAGGAGAGGAGCGACUUCAGGGCGGAGCUCAUCAACCAACACGUACUGGUCUGUCAUCCAGACCACAUUCAGAAGAUCCACAACCAGGGUUACUUUGGUAAAGGCGUCCUGUCCAGAGCCAGACCAGAUUACAGCAUCUCUGACCAAUGGGAGGAACACGAAGGUGUGUUGCUACCUGUCGUCUCACAGUCCAGGUAUGAUGAGCUCCUCAGGUGGGCGGGGUCAAUGCUCUCUGCUCAGGGAUUGGAUGACGAGGCCGUUAAUCAAACCCUGCUCAGACUGUCUCAGCCAGUAGAGAUGGAGGAUGUCCGGAGGGAAGGGGGAGGAGGGGAGAACGGAAAGAAGGGGGAGGGGCCAGGACCAGAGGGCGGAGUCUGCCCCCCCUCACAGGUGAACAGGAGCUGCAGGCUGGGCCCAGAAGACCUGAACCCUGACCACGACCCUGAUCUCAGCUCAGACCAGGACUCUGACUCCAACCCUGACCAGGACUCUGACCCCAGCUCUGACCCCGACUGUGACCCCAGCUCUGAUUCUGAACCAGGUCCUUUGGUUCCAGGUCCUGGUUUUGUCCUGGUGGUCCCUGACAGUGAGGUGUGUGUGCGGGUCAGGGAGGUCCGGCGGUCUCCGGUCUCUGUCCUAGAGUACCUGCAGCUCAGUCUGGAGGAGGCCUUCUUCCUGGUCUACAGUCUGGGCUGCCUGUCUGUCUACCUGCACCAGGAGCCGCUGUCAAUCAUCCAGCUGUGGAGGAAGUUCCGGUCCAUGCGGCCAGACUUCGUCAGCUCGUUCGCAGCCUAUCAGCACUGUCGAAGCAGGGGGUGGGUCCCUAAAGGAGGGGGCGGGGCAAAGUAUGGCGUCGACUUCAUGCUGUACAGGAAGGGCCCACCUUUCUACCACGCCAGUUAUUCUGUGGUGAUUGAGCGUGUUGAUGAAGUGUUCAGGGGCUCGCCGUUGCGUCCGUUUUCGUGGCGUUCUCUUGCGGCGCUCAGCAGGAUCACCUCCAACGUGUCGAAGGAGCUGAUGCUGUGUUACAUCAUCUAUCCAGCCGACCUAUCAGACGCAGAGCUGGACUCACCUGUCUGUCUGAGCAGACUGAAGGUUCAGGAAGUGAUCGUCAGCAGGUGGGUUUCCUCCAGAGAACGAGCCGAGCAGGACGACAUCUGAUUGGCCGAUGGCACACCUCAGCGACUGAUGACAUCAGCCAAAACACUUCCCACUCGAGACUCAGAAACCAGGAAACAUGACAAGUGUGUUUGAACGCAGCAGAUUUCGCACCAGCAGCUUCAGUUCCUGCACUUCAGCAGCAUCGGUCGCCUCCCUGAUACUCGUCAGCUGGUCAGGAUGUUAGAGCCGUUUGUUUCUAAUGUUUGAAACGUGACGGCGUUCCAGAGUCAAACUGCAGACGCAACGCGUUCACCUGUCUUCAUACGUUCACCGAGGCUCAUCAGCUAGCUGGUUAGUUAGUGAUAACAGAAACAACAUCUUGAUCUUGAUCUUUAAAGAGCGCGUGUCGUUUCAUAGUUUACAGAUAAACUGGUUCAGUCUGAGUCUGUUUACAUGUUUACAGUCGGUCCGUUAAAGCAGCUGCAUCAGCUGUUAGCAUGGAUGUACAUGCGCCUGGAGAAUGACCUCUAGGAAAGAGUGAACCCUGAGGCAGCGCUCGCUGGAUUUAGAAAGGCAGUACAGAUCAGGGGUCUCAGCAUGUGUAAAAAUAAAAUAUUUUGCUUAUAUGAUCAGAUUAUUGAUUCCAAAUAAAGUUAUUUUGUUCUCCGUC